Molecule: messenger RNA, 1884 nt
Organism: Elaeis guineensis (African oil palm)
Lineage: Eukaryota; Viridiplantae; Streptophyta; Magnoliopsida; Arecales; Arecaceae
Product: WD repeat-containing protein ATCSA-1
Biological process (GO): protein polyubiquitination; proteasome-mediated ubiquitin-dependent protein catabolic process; transcription-coupled nucleotide-excision repair
Cellular component (GO): nucleotide-excision repair complex; Cul4A-RING E3 ubiquitin ligase complex
Molecular function (GO): protein binding
Source: RefSeq, a predicted model, not a curated record
AGAACGAAAGCCUGUGUCAGCCGGCCCGAGUUUACUCUGAAGACGCUGCCACAAAAAGAAAUAAAAAAAGGAGUAACCUUUUCGCAUUCCUUCGGACCGAUCCACUCCACUCGGAAAAGGCAAGGGCAGGGAAGGGAAUCCGAUCAUCAGCCGUCCAUCCGUCCGUCCAUCCGUCCGUUGUCCUGAGUACCGGCGGCGAGAUCGCCGAAGAAGAUGCGAGGGAGGAGAUGUGGAAGGCGGUCAAGGACAGGGAAGCGGGCUUCCUUCUCCCCUCUUCAUUCGCCACCCGUAUCCGUUCCCAUCGCGUCGCUUCGCUCGAUCUCUCCAACCACAAAGAGAUCGUCAGUCCCCACAACGGCGCCAUCAAUUCUCUCCAGGUUGAUUUGACAGAGGCACGAUAUCUGCUAUCUGGAUCAUCGGAUGGAUCAGCUGCUGUCUAUGAUAUCCAACAUGCUACUGAUUAUGAGAGAGGCUUGAUUGCGAAGCACAAGAGUCUUUUUGUUGUUGACAAGCAACACAACCAUGGGCAUAGAUAUGCCAUAUCUACCGCUAUAUGGUAUCCAGUGGACACAGGGCUGUUUAUCACAGGUUCCUUUGAUCAUUAUAUUAAAGUCUGGGAUACAAAUACAACUCAGGUUGUCAUGGAUUUCAAAAUGCCUGGAAAGGUUUACCGCACAGCAAUGUCAUCAAUAGCGACGACACAUAUGCUUAUUGCUGCUGGUAGCACAGAUGUACAAGUUCGUUUGUGUGAUAUUGCUUCUGGAGCAUUCACUCAUACAUUAUCUGGUCAUCGUGAUGGAGUUAUGUCUCUGGAAUGGUCUACCUCUAGUGAGUGGAUUUUGGUGACUGGGGGGUGCGAUGGUGCAAUACGUUUCUGGGAUAUCAGACGUGCCGGAUGUUUCCGUGUUUUAGAUCAAUCACGAUCUCAACUUGGGAGGCGACCUCCUCUAGCUGAAAGCACAUCAAAGAAGGACACCACUAUCAUAGGACUUCUUUGCACUACCUCAUGUGAGGGUUCAGUAACAGGACAAUCUUCUUCAGUGAAGAGCAUGGUUUCUCAGAGAAGGAUACCUCUUGGUAAUGAAAUGAAGCAAUUACGAGCCCAUCGUAAAAGUCAAAAUCUAACAAGAGGGCCUGUGGUGCAGAGACUGCAUCCUGGUUUAUCAUCGAGUCAUAAUCGUGCAACUGCUCAUUAUGGUGCUGUCACUGGACUAAGAGCAACUGGAGAUGGCAUGUAUCUUCUAAGCUCAGGCUCCGAUUCACGAUUAAGAUUGUGGGAUGUCGAUUCUGGUUGCAACACCUUGGUCAACUUUGAAGCUAUGCGCCUCCAGCCUACUAAAGCACUACAGCUUGCUGUCACUCAGGAUUCAUCUCUUGUGUUUGUUCCAUGCCUGGCAACUGUCAAGGCAUAUGAUGUGCGGUCUGGUAUGACGUUUAGGACUUUCCGUGGCCACUAUGAAUUAGUGAACUGCUGCUGUUUGAGUUCGCAGGAUCAGGAGUUGUAUACCGGGAGCAACGAUAGACAAAUUCUUGUGUGGUCUCCAGCCAGUCCCGUUAUUGCUGAAGUGGAAGAAGAUGGCAAGGGUGGGUGGGAUUCCGUCGCUGAUCAGGAUAACUGGAGUGACUGAAGAAAAGUCUCAUUAGUGUACCAAAAUCAAGGGAAGCUUACAUUUCCAUGUCAAGCUUCCUAUCUGCUUUUGAUAUCCUGUUAUGUGUUAGUUUGCAUGUAUGCUGGUUAAUACAUCCUGAACUCGAGAUGGAAUCAGUGGUUUCCAUGCAAAAAUUUGUACUUCUCAAAAAUUUAUCCUUGUUUUAUGUGUUGUAAAAUUAGACUGACAUGUAAAUUGUACAAAUUAUUGGCAAUUUUGGCCAUUUUAUCCUUCA